Molecule: messenger RNA, 1192 nt
Organism: Zootoca vivipara (common lizard)
Lineage: Eukaryota; Metazoa; Chordata; Lepidosauria; Squamata; Lacertidae
Product: tumor necrosis factor ligand superfamily member 4-like
Biological process (GO): inflammatory response; positive regulation of T cell proliferation; positive regulation of cytokine production
Molecular function (GO): cytokine activity; tumor necrosis factor receptor superfamily binding
Source: RefSeq, a predicted model, not a curated record
GGUUCUUUCUCAAAUCCUAUUUUUUUAAAAUCUUCUUUAAAUAUAUUGUAUGUUUGAUAAUAUUCCAACCAGGUUGAAAAAUAAUUCCUCACUUCUUCAUAUUUUUUAAUUCUUAUUUGCCCGUCAACUUCCGUCAAUAAGUUAUUAUAUGUUGUCCAACACCCUUUCACAUUCUUUUUUUUAACCAUGAUUGCUUCAAGUAUACGAUAGCUGUGCUCCCCUGCUAGAACCUCCAAACAAGCUCAGGGAUAUCUUAAAUAUCAACCACCACAAUCACCCACAGAAGGAGAGAGAGUGAGAUUCAAGGGAAAUUUCAUAUUAGUCAUAAAGAAGUUCCCCGCCUCUGUUUGCAUAUAAGGCUUAAAAUGAUCUCUUAAUGCUAUUUAAUAGCUGUCCCUGGGAAUUCACAGUCUCUGGCUUCAGUGUUGAAUUUCUUUGUGGUUUGCACAUGGAGGAACAAGUGGAGAUGGAGGCCAGAAAACUGGAAGAAGCACCUGCUGAGGAGUGCGAGGAGGACAGGAAAAGAAGCAGACAAAUCUGGAUGCCCCUUGGGACCAUGGCUGUACAGCUGGUGGUCUUGCUUGCCUGCCUGAUCUGCAUUGGCUUGUGCUACCUUAGGAGUCCAGACCCACAGGCACAAUGGAUCUACAUCAAGUAUGACUCCAUUGCCUAUAAGAAACCCAUUGGUAUUAAAAAGAGGGAUGGCACAAUGGAAAUAAAUGUUCUGAACCGUUCCAUCCCAAUCCACUGCGAUGGUCUCUACCUGGUCUUUCUGGAGGGAACCGUCGCCCUGCCCAGGGCUCCGCACCGACUGAUCCUCAGGGUCUACUGUCAGCCCCAAGUGCCCCUGCUGGAGGUAAAUUGCAGUGAGGAGAAUACAAAGGUGAAGGAAAUCUUGGUGCAUGAAUUUCGUUCCAAAGAGGCAGUCUACUUGGAGGCACACCCUCACGAUACUGAAAAUAAUGAAGCACUCACGCUGGAUCUGAAUCUGAACCUCAUCAUGUUAACUCCUCGUUCAUAUUGCCAUCCUGAAAAUUAAUAAAACGACCAGUGAACUCACCUCCAGCUGUUUGGGCAAUUGUGUACAGACCUCAAAUUAAGCAUAUCCAUAAUUGACUCCCACUUGAUGUAUUUGAGAAUAAUUGUUCCCAGGUCUAAUUAAUGUUGGUUAGCCAAUGGCAUAAAAAUUUAA